Molecule: messenger RNA, 2877 nt
Organism: Amorphotheca resinae ATCC 22711
Lineage: Eukaryota; Fungi; Ascomycota; Leotiomycetes; Helotiales; Amorphothecaceae
Exons: 9
Coding region: 1-2877 (958 amino acids)
Biological process (GO): positive regulation of DNA-templated transcription
Cellular component (GO): mediator complex
Molecular function (GO): protein binding
Source: RefSeq, a predicted model, not a curated record
AUGGACGGCGAGGUAGAUAUCGAUGAUCUUUUUGAAGAUGGGGCCGCCCUAUCAAUGCCCUCGCGCCCGCCCACAAAAGAGCUAUAUCAGAGGAUUGAUGAGCUCAGAGGGAGUGGGUGUUGCCAGGCGAUUGCGUGGUCAAAAUGGGGCAGCAUAGCAUCAAUCAGUGCAAACGGGACUACUGUGGAGUUCCGGAAUCUGCGCUGCGCACCUGAGAAUGGCACCUGGGGUCUGAGCGAGCCCACAGUGACGCCGCAAUUGACCACAAGCAUGGAUGGCGGCCCUCUGAAGCAUUUAUGCUGGAGUCCUACUGGCUCUGAACUAGCCGUCAUUGAUGCUGCCGGAAGGGUAAACAUCUUGACUAUUUUUUCGUCUUUGAAUAAGCCUACUCUCGCUAGGCCUUCUCAGAUAGAUACCACGGAUGAUCUGCAUGCCGUUGUAGGCUGUUACUGGUUGAAUUUGGCACCCUUCCCUCAAAACCGUCCAACAAUCUUGAAUGGCCCAGCAAUCAAAGAAGGAUCCAACUAUCGAUAUGAAGCUUCUCAGACUCCCGUCCUCGGUCCAUUCCACCCAAAUCAUUCCAAGUCUGCUUUCGUCUGCGUUACCACGAACGGCGUUCUCAGAGUCUUAUGGCCUCAGAACAAUGGUAAGUGGUAUGAGUCGCACACGGAACUGGAAAGUGUCGUAUCUUCUGAUGAUUUGAUUACCCAUGCGGCAAUAUGCUCCGACAAAUCUGGUACUUUAUUAAUUGCUUUUGCUACUUCUUCAAAGCAACUUCGUACCGUACGAGCUCUGAUUGACUGGGGCCUUCCCAAGACGGCAGAGAAGGUCAACCCAGCAGCAUUACCUCUGAACCCAACUGUCAAAACUCGACAUCUUGCUGCCACUAGCUGGCUCCAUGACAUCCCUAACGAAAAUUUGAAUGCUUCACAUGUAGAGUCAACGGCAACCCACCUAUCUCAUCUCGAGUUCUUGCCUCCGUGCAUAGACGCUUCUGGUCCAAGUACCCCUCCAACGAUCAUAGCUGUUCGCUCUCAUCUACCAGUUUCGAUGUCACAUUACAACCAAGAUGUCCAUACCACGAUAGACAGAUGGGAAGUUCGUGAGAAGCAACAGAAUAUCCAUCCGGAAUUCGAGCAGUUGAGCUCCCGCCGGAACAGUGUUGGUACACAACCAGGGAGUGUCCAUUUCCUCAAGAAGCUUGAAAGCUUCACGGUGAAUAAAAUAGCUAUUGCAAUGCAGCCUAUGAAUCUUGGAAAGAUACUUUGCUUCGCAUAUAGCGAUAGCUCUGUUGAUUAUCGUGAUCGCAACACCAUGCUAGAAACAUUUACGGAUGGUGACCUUGACAGGGUCUGGCAUCUAUCCCAGAUUGGGUUUUCGUAUACUGAAGAUGAACCUUGUUUACACUUUGCCUUAUCACCCAGCUACUGCUCUGUUGUACAAAUCCGGAAUGACGGAAAGGUCAAGUGGAAGCAGCUUGACUACCACAUGGGUGAUAUCGGAUCUAGCAUAGAAGAUGCACGUUAUGCUGCAGUUAUUGCAGCACUCUCGUUAUCGUGCUCCACAGCAGUAAUGACAAAUGUUAACUACGACGAUGUCCUUGCCACUGCUCACAAGCAUGCCAAAGCCAGUAAUUUUGCCUACGACUGGCUAAUAGAGCUAUCUCGCAUCUUGAAGGUUUAUGUAGACUAUUCAGAGGAAACCCAUUUCGAUGUGCUCAUCCGAAACACGACAAUCCAGUUAUGUCUGAGCAUUCAAAACUCCCUUGGAUUCAAGGGGGAAUUCCAUCCGCGAACAUUCGCAGGCAAGUUCGCCUGGGUCGUUCUACAGGUACGGAAUAUUGUCGUACUGGUGACCAUGGCCGCGAACAUGAAGGUCGCAGGGCCAAACAACGAAAAGUCAUCACCGCUUGAAGAUCCAGAGGUGAUAAACGCACUUGCUGGGUCGGUCCGAUGGGUCCUCGAUCUUAUGGCCUGGAUAACAGACACGCUCCUCACCCUCCCAAGCACCCUCCCAGCGUCAAUCGACCUCACGAAUCCCAGCACUCUCUCUCUCCCAGAUCUGCUCACCCAUCUCCGAUCUACAAACAACAUAUGCCUACACCUCCUCCUGUCCUCUCCAACCCGCGGCUUUCUAACGGCCAUCUGCCGCCGGCUCGUACACCUGGACCACAUCGCACGCAAGGCCAUCGUCCACACGAUGCCCGGUUACCCAGGAGGCAGUUCCCAAAACGGCACGCCCAACGCCCAGCAACCCAUCCCCUCCCUCUCCCCGGCCCUCCGCGCCGCGUACCUAAAAAUCGCCACGCUGACCGCCUCGGCCAUCCUGCGCAUCAAAACCUUCGAAGCCCUCCUCUCCGGCGUCGCCAACUCUAUCAAAACCGCCUAUUCCAACCACACGCCACCCCUCUCAGGCUCCCCCAACGCCGAGAAAGCCCGCAACGCCAUCGAGAUCAAGAUGCUCUUCGGCGGGUCCCUCCCGGACGCCUUCGUCCCCGUCAUCACGGAGCUCUUCCGGCCAUCGGGCCUCCUCGCCGCGGUCCGCGACGACAUCGAACCGGCGCGGCUCUUCUUCGCCGACUUCGCCAUGCUCGAGCUCGACGACGACGCGGCGGCCCUGGCGCGCCGGCGCCGCGCCGCUCGCACCAUGGACUGCUUCCGCAAGGCGUGGCUGCCGAACCCGCACCCGCGCACGCGCGACGAGCCGGACCGAGCUGCGCGACACGGGGUCCGCUGGCGGAGGUGUGCGCGCUGCGCGGCGGUCAUGGAGGAUGUGUUGAGUCAGAGACAGGCGUUGCAGUGGUUGGUUAUGCAGCAGAGGAGAUGCUUUUGCUCGGGGUAUUGGGAUACGUUGCAGCCUGGGGAGACGGCUGCUUGA